This is a messenger RNA of Nymphalis io (European peacock), 4002 nucleotides long. Its product is annotated as protein croquemort-like. The record is from RefSeq and is a predicted model, not a curated record. Gene Ontology annotation, cellular component: membrane; cytoplasm. NCBI's taxonomy places the organism in Eukaryota, Metazoa, Arthropoda, Insecta, Lepidoptera, Nymphalidae. Gene Ontology annotation, molecular function: scavenger receptor activity. The coding region runs from base 245 to 1720 and encodes 491 amino acids. The transcript is spliced from 11 exons.
AGUUCGUAUUGAGUUCGCAUAAAUAUUUUGAUCGGCAAGUACGCUCGUAUCUUCAUUGAAACCGUGUUUUUUUACAUCUACUGAUUAUUUUUAAUAACGACGUUCUUUGUGUUUGACGACUUAUGAUGUAAAUAUAAUUAAAGCAAUGUUACGAUUUAAAUUAUGGAUUAAUGAAAAUAUAUUUUAAAGCGUGAGUAAAUUUAUCGCUUCAUCAAUUUAUUUUUGACGAUAAAAAAAAUAUAAAAUGCCGUCAACCGAGAGGAAGAGCGCGAUCUUGAUGACUUGCGGGUCAUUUUUGGUUGUUGGUGGAGCUGUCAUGGUUGUCUUCUGGCCGACUAUAUUCUUUGCACAGUUGAAGAGUAUGAUGACGUUGUCACCGACCUCGACUUCGUUCGAGAUAUGGCGGGAUGUGCCAAUACCCAUGUACCUGGAGUGUUUUAUGUUCAACGUCACGAAUGUGCAUGAUAUAUUGGCGGGAAAAAACGUUUCACUGGAAGUUGAAGAGUUAGGACCGUACGUGUAUCGAGAGUCUCAUACAAAGAAAAACUUAACCUGGAACGACAAUGGAACGGUUACGUUCUACAACGAGCGCUUCUGGCACUACGUGCCGGAAAUGUCGAACGGGAGCCUCUCGGAUAUCAUCGUCAACAUAAAUCCUAUCGUUGCGACGGUAGCUUACGUGAUGCGCCGCCAGCCAGCUAUCAUCAAAGUGCCGGUGGACGUGUUCAUGAGGAUGUACCACGACGAUAUGUUCGUGAGUGCGAAGGUAUCCGAUUGGCUGUUCGAUGGUAUCGACGACCCCAUAUUGGACAUCGCGCAGCGCUUCCCGGAUCUGCCAAUCAAUAUCCCGUACGACAAGUUCGGAUGGUUUUAUACGCGUAACGGUUCCUUAGAGUACGAUGGUAUAUUCUUGAUGAAUACUGGUGAGAAUGACUUCUCGCAGCUCGGCAAUAUCGAGAAGUGGAAGUACUCGAACAGAACCUAUUACCGUGACGAGUGCGGGGAGGUGAGAGGCUCGACCGGGGAGCUGUGGGCGCCCGAACUCGGACAGCCCGAGAUCACCAUCUUCGCUCCGGAUAUUUGCACCUACAUGAAUCUCGCUAAAGUCGGCCCGACCAGAAUACAAGGCAUCGACGGAGUACUGUACGCCGCCAAUGAAUCUCUCUUUGAUAAUGGAUACAGGUAUUCCAGUAAGGCGUGCUACUGCGACGAGGUGCGGGACGACAACUGCAUCCCGGCCGGGGCGCUCAACGUGUCGUCGUGCCGGUACGGGGCGCCGGCCUUCGUGUCGCAGCCGCACUUCCUGAACUCCGACCCUUACUACCCCAGCAAGAUAAAGGGUCUCAAUCCUAAGGAGGAUAUGAACUUUGAGCUGGCGCUGGAGAUGUACACCGGCAUGCCUCUGCGGGUCGCGGCGCAGCUUCAGAUCAAUCUCUUGGUCAGACACAUCCGAGGUUUCAGCCUGAACAACCAGCUGCCGGACGCCGACACGCUGGUGCCGAUGUUCUGGUUCCGCCAGGAGGUGCUGGUGACGGACGACUACGCGCGCCUGGCGCGGUUCGCGCUCAACCUGCGCAGCGGCCUGCCCUACGGGUUCUACGCCUUAACUGUAAUCGGAGUAUUGCUGCUCGUAGGUGGUAUAUAUAUAUUAAUGAGGAAAUUAUUAAAGACCACUGAUACCACGCCGAUACUUGAGUCACCCCAUGAAGAAAUACAGUAAUGGAAGAUAGGAUAGAUUUACAUAAAUUUAUGUCAAUUGUUACCAUAAAUAGUUAUAAGUAUUAAAUACCGACCAUUUACCAAGAAGUUUUGUAACUUUGAGGUUUAAUCUGAUUGACAUAUAUGAUAUUAUUAUUUUUUUAAAUAUCAAUCAAAACUUUUUUUUGUUACUUAAUUUUAAAAUUUACUGUUAAUAUUUUUAUAAGCAAAAAAAGUAAUAUUAUAUAAAAAUGUUGAUACUAUAAUGGUGCUAUAUAUUUUUUAUUAGGAUAAUAAUAAUCAAAAACUUUAUUAAAUGAUUGACGUAAUUAAUUGCUAAAUAAAAUUAACAUUUUAUUAACUAUGACUGUUAAAAACAUUUUCAGUUUUACUAAAAUCAUAAAAAAAUAUAAUAAUAAUAAUUGAUAGUGCCUUACAAAUAACAACACUUGUAUAUAAAAUGUUUUUCUCUUGUUGAAAUUUAUCUUAAUUAAUUUGAUUUUGUUUUUCUUUAUUAUUACGGAUAUAGCCCACAAUCAUACCGCCAAAUUCUGUUUAAAAAAACGCAUCAAAUUUGACAGCUGCUGGCAACGUUUGAUGUUUUCCGCUCCUGUGGUGUGUUUCUACAAUCAUGACUGUAAUAAAAAUACUCUAGUCCUAUUAAAUCAUUGUCCUAGACAAUAAAAACAUUUUGUAGAAAUCUUAUAUAAAUAUUUGUUUUUUUUUUGUAUUAGUAUAAAGUAAAUAUUUACAAAAAAUACAUAUGAUUAUCUUUAAUUGCAUUAUUAGUCCAGUAGUAAAUUUGGGAAACCAAAAAUUUACAAGAAGAAAGAGGUUACAAUAGAUAACAGCUGUCAUACAUUUUCAUGUAAUUUAAUUCGAUAAAAUGUUAAUGAAUUACCUAUUAUAUAAUAAUAAUUAAUAAAGACUGUGACUAUGAUGCAAUAUUGUUAAAGAAAAUUCAAUGUUUUUAAGAAAUUAAGCUAAUAAUAUACUUUACAUAAGGUCCAUUAGGAAAAAAAUAUGUACUAGGAGGGCCUUUUUAGUCAUGAAUCCAUCAAUGAUAAACGAUUAAUUUUGUAUUGCAACUUGCACUUUUCUAAUAAUCUGUUUUUUUUUUUUAAAUAACAACAUUUAUUUUAGUAUAAUAAGGCGGGGCACACAAAGUUUGAGUAAAGUUUGCAUAUAUUUUUCCUGGCAACACUGGUUAUGUUUACUUGUAUGUGUUUCUUUCUAACAGACAAUGUGAAUGAAUUAAUUGACAUUACGUUCCAUGUAUACACAUUUACAAUUGCAUUUCAUACCCUUAAAUACUUCUACAAUCUAAUUUAUAAUUGCUUAUGUCUAAUAAGGUUUCAUAUAGAUGUAAGGCAUGUACAUAAUAUUUUUUUUUUAUAAAACGUCACCUUUAUCUCUGCCAUUCCUAUAUUAAGACGUUUUUUAAAUAAAUGAAUUAAUGUAUUUUAUAUCGUUGUGUAAAUAAAUUUAUUUUAUAUUAGAAACUUAAAAUGUUAUGUAUGGACGUGAAAUGGUAUCGAUAUUUGGUGUGAUUGGUUUCAUUUGUCGACAAAUCAAUGUAAAAGUUAUAACAAGAAAGUACCAUCACUCCCAAGAAAGUGGGGGUAAUUUAUCUAAAAUUUGCUAGAGGAAUUUACAUGGAGUUGUUCAACAAAUUCAUAUGACAUUGCUAAAUAAAUGAAAAAGUUGUUUUAUUCUAUAAUUAUACUGUUUCAGUUGCCAAAAAUCCAAUUAUUAAUUAUUUCAGGCACCAACUAAACUACCUUAAACCAUUAAUAGUUUGGCGAGUAAAUUAAAUUAAAUAAUUUAAAUUAAAAAAAAAAACAAACUAUUCUACUAACUGUACUAUAAUAUUCUACAUCGAUAUUUGUUUUUUUUUUAUCCCGGUGUAUAUUAAAAAUUAAUUAUAUAAUAUUAUUUGGUGGUUAUAGCAACUCUACGUGAUAUCUUCUCACAAACUUUAGGUAAAUGAUCUGUGUGCCUAGUGCGUUUUUUUUUUAAUUCGGUUGCGUUGACGUCAACUGCGAUUUGUAUUCUGAUUAGUGUCACUAGAUGUCGCUGUUUUCUUUAAUACAAAUCAUUUUGAUUUUUAAAUCGCACUAGGCAUCUACCACAGAUAAUUACUAUGUUUUAGAUGAUGUAGCUAACUAUUGUUAAGUUAAAUGAAUUUAUAUUAUUUAAUAAUAUAUUUGUCAAUGUAAUACUUCAUUCCUCAUAUUGUUAUCAUGCGUGGACAGUUUUUACAGAUGUUUCGUAUGUUUGUAUGAUUUUAAUAAAAUUUUACAU